AUGAACUGGGGAGGUGAUUCCUGGCGGGAAUAUGCGAAUUGGAACCAUGAAAACACGAUGAGAAGCUGGAACCACGGAGCAUCCUGGGGCCCGCCGGCGCUUCAAUAUACGCCAUAUUAUCGGCCGUCUCAUUACCAGAAUGAUAGGUUUCUCGUCUGUCCAUUAUCAGUUUUGUAUUAUGUGAUUUCAGGAGAAACGGGAUCUAUUCCAAUCCUUCUCGCUCUUUUCAUCCAUAUGCAAAGGCGACACAGCAACAAAGGUUACCGGCCCCACAAAACAAUCUCCACCAGUUUCAAAACGCUGGUAAACCUGUUAUUUGAAAAAAAAAGAAGUAAAUUUGAUUUGAGGGAAAAAGUUUCCCGGUUUGCGGAGCGGCAGAAUCCUGCGUGAUCAAGUCCGGGAGAGAGAGCUUCUGCGAGCGCAGAACAAUGAGGAAAAAAAGAUGUUCGAAAAGAUUGACCUUCAGUUUGACAUCUCCUCGCAGAGAAUCGAACUACGAUGGAAAGCGCCUACUUCUAUUAGUUAGUUUUCGUUGUUUAAAUGAUUUUACUGAGUUUUUUUUUUCUAGAAAAUGUGUUCUACCGUCUCAAAUGCAGCGAUCCAAAAAAUCCAUCCAACAAGUGGGUGACGUGUGAGAGGACAUGGACUCAGACGUAUUACGAGCUCAAAACUACUCCUGGGCAACUAUACUGGUUUUUCUUUUCAUUUUGGUUUUUCGGAGAAAUCAUCGGUUUAUUCAGGGACUUUUGAACAAAUUCAGUUUUGUUUCUUUGAAAGGGAUCUUUGAAACAAUUUUUUGCAGUAUCGAUGUGGAGUGUUUGACUCUAACAGACUCGAAAUUGAUCGCUCGAGGCUACGAAGAAGUGCGAGCAGGUUUAUUUCUUGAGAAAGUUGCGACUAAUUAUUUUUCCUGAAGCUUUCAACUACGAAGAACUCAAGAGACUUUACGAGAAGUGUAUAAAAUCCGUAACGACUAACAAGAAUGACUUCUACAAACACGAGUUCUACGUUCUCUAUCGGUUUGACUGAGAACAUCUCAGAUUGGAGCCGAAAAACUUCAGAUGCAAGCCGAAACUCUACUGGGACGAAAUCCAUCACUGCUGCAACGGGAUCAUGCACAAGUACAUCAAAGACGACAACGGCCAGCCGGGGAAUCUCAUCAAUGGCCUUAUCAACGGUAUGAUUAACUUCAAAAAAUGAUUAAUUGAUGUUCCGCAAUAUAUUUUUGUGUUAUUGGUAACACGACUUUUUUGGUGAGGGAAUUAUUGCGUUGACAUGAAAAAGAUCCAUUACAAGAAGAUUUUGCGUAAGGUUGAGAAAAAAAAAUAUUCGAAAGGUCAUGCAAAUAAUGUUCCAGCAAUAAGCUCAUGGUAAGAGUAACACAAAAAAAGAAUGAAGAAAGUUCGAAGAAAAGAUGGUUGCAGGAUUGUUUUUCUCGGCACGACUGCUUCCCGACGGAUCGAUGCCGGUCGCUUCACCUUUCGGCAACGUCCGCAUGUCCGUCAACGCCGUGCUCCUUCUCGAUCCCAACAAGUAUCACUUCUACUUUUCCGAUUUCUACUGCAACUACAUGACUCACUACGUUACGGUCGUUAUUUGCCUCAAAGGCUCCGAUACAGACAAGUUUGCUCAAAGCUAGAAGUUUUUCUAAUUUUGACUUCAAGGUACUGUUACUCCAAACUUUUGCGCCUCAACCCUGAAGAUAACCCUUUCCUACAGGUAGAAAUCAAUUCUUAUCUUAAAUAUUGUCAAUGGGUCAGGUUGUCGCUUCAUCUCAUCCUUACUACCCACCUCGCUUUUUUGUGAAUAGCAGUGUGUGGGUUGAGAUUUACUACACAGAAGACAUCCCAUUGAACUGGGGCAGCUUUGAUGCGAUCGAUACUAAAGGUUCUUUUUUCAGCAUCUGGUUGUUUUGAUAAAAAGUAGGGUGGUAUGAAAAAAAGACCAGCAAAAAUUCAAACGACGACUUUUCUGAUUUUUUCAUAUCGCUAGGGAACAUUCCGACGGCCACCUUUCCGCCGAAAUUUUUUCCGUCUUUUUUUCUCGAUAAACUCUUCGUUUUAAAUGUUCCUAUGUAGAGUAGGCAAGUUAUUUAAUGUUUAAAACACACAGAAAUAGGAAAAAAAAAGUUAAUAGAUGUUUUAUAAACCGAAUAAAAAUUUGAUAAAAGUUAGUUGAUUCUGUAGAGCUUUUUAUCCCACCCAAGAAAAAUUUUUGAACUCCCAUACAAGUUGAAUCGACAUUAAAGCGAAAUCUAAUGAGAUAUGCAUUUGAAUGCAAAAACGGAACGUCGUCGUUGAUUAUUUCAAAAAGAAGAAAGAAAUUAACAGUAAAAUUGUUUCGAGAGUACCUCUUCUCUAUUUCAGUUGGAUGUGUUCUAGAAAUUAUUUUAGGAGCGGGAACUUCGAAAAUCGGAGGGUUGCCAAACAACAAAGCUUGCACCAAGUGCAAUCUCUACCCAGUAGAAAUGAAGACGAGCGAAAAUCUUUCUGCUGGAUCCGCCACGUCAAUAGACGUCACCGUUCAGGAAGAAUCCGUCAACUCGACUCUCCACGUCCUCACACUCGCGGUUCACACAACUUACAUUCAAAGAAAUGACUUGGGAGUGCAGGAUCGGUCAGGACUCCACGAGGUGUUUGAAGACGUUGUUAUCACGAUUUGCGACUUGGUGGACAGCGUCUGCGAGAACGUGGUCCUCAGAGAAGAGGUCUUGCGGAAGAGCGACGAGGACGUAGAAGCCGCGUUGGAGCGCAUGAACCGCGACGUCUCCUUAUAUGCGUCUACUCCGCCUAUCGUCAACGCUGCCAAAAUUCUUUCCGACUUUGUCAAGUCUUUCACCAAGUUGGUUUUUUUUUGUUUUUUUUUUCUCAUCGUGAACUAGUUUGUAUGCAUUUUUGCCGCAAAAUCAGCUGUUUUUACAAACUCUCGAAAUGAAAAGCUGACGCGAGGGAUUUUAAAAAUUGUGCAGAAAUUGCAAUUAGGUCUAAUUAUUCCACCUGAGUGUUUAUCAAAUGAUUCAAAGAAAAGGUAUUGAAGGGAUAAGGGAAUAAGUGUGAAAAUUAAAUAUCCAGAUUUUUUUUCCACUGUCAUCGAGAGGGAUUUAAUUUUUUUUUUUGUUCACUGGAACGAAGUCUGAUCGCUAUAUCUCGCCUGAAAAAUGCAAAAAAGUUAUGUUCAAUCAAUCAUAGAUGAUUGCAAUGUAUUUUUUUGCUUCAUUCAAGGUCUAGUGAACUCAAAAUUGUUAGUUUGGUUUUUUGGAGACCCGAAAGUCUGACAAAAGCCACAAUAGAACUUCAAACGGCUUGUCAUCUUGCAACCUUCAUGAACUUCUUCAUGUCUAUCGAAUGAUAGAGCGAGGUUUUUGAUAAGAUUGAAGUCUCUAAAACUUUUUUUCAACUCGGUUCCUCUAAGCCUAGAAAAUUUUGACUCGUAAGGAACAAUAAAAAAUUAUUUUUCUUCCUAAUGAAUUUGUUAAGAUCGGGAGUAGGUUUGGAAAGUUUUUAUCCAUUUUUCUUUUGUACCCACUUGGUGUCGGGUUUGCCGGAGACAGUGUUUUAAGCUGUUUCCCGCUGGUUCUCCAUGUGAAAAAUUGUAAGACAUGGUCUGUUUCAGACAGCGAAAUGCCGCUCUGAAUGCCCUGCGAGAGCUGCAGACUAACGCGCGGAACGACUGA
Messenger RNA from Caenorhabditis auriculariae, 3673 nucleotides. The record is from the annotation of a GenBank genome assembly. Lineage: Eukaryota; Metazoa; Nematoda; Chromadorea; Rhabditida; Rhabditidae.